UUGGUAACAACAGUCUGGCUCUAUAAAUACCCGGCUGGAUGGAAAAGGGAAGUGAGGAAGUUUAGUCAUCUGUUCCGUCUCUCUGUCCGUCUGCAGGACACACAGCAACAUGCUGCUGCUCACCUCCGUCUGGCUCCUUUCAGCGGCGCUAUGUGUGUCAGCUGUUGCCACGGAGACGGUGGUGGGUGUGGCCGGGCAGGUGGUGAAGCUCCCAUGUCGGUUGGAGGAGGCAAGGCAGAGCGGAGUGGAGGUGUGCUGGGGCAGGGGGAAGCCAUCACUGUUUACCUGCCACAACACCUUGAUCAACGGCGCCGGGGGUCAGGUGACCUACCGACAGUCACACAGGUUCUCGGUGUCCCCCUCCAGCUCCGCUCUGUCCAUCUCUGGGUCUCAGCUCUCAGAUGCCGGUUUCUAUCACUGCAGAGUUCAGCUGCCCGGACCCUUCAACGACCAAACGUCCACCGUCCACCUCAUCAUCAUCCGCCCUCGAUCUGUGACCUCCGAACGUCCGGGCCGCGAAGAUGUGGAGACGUUCAACACACCCAACACCACAACGAGCUUCAACACAAAUCAAAGAGGAAGUGAUGUCACAGGGGGUGCAGGAACAGAGCCAAUGGUAGCUCAGGUUCAGUCUCCGGUCCAGGAGGAGCCGGUGAACUCUCUGCAGAACUUUAUUGGAAGCACUCUGAGACUGGCCUUCAUCGCCUUCAUCCCUGCUGUGCUGUUUGCUGCUGGUUACAGAGUUUGGAGAUCUAACCGGGAAGCAGAGACUGAAGGGAGGCUGGACCAAUCAGAGGAUGAGGAGAGCAGCUCCGCGUGAAGAUGAACGAUCAUCAGAUUACUGUGAUCCCCGACCUUUAAGCAGCUUCUCCAAUGUUCCUCUUUCAGGACUUAAAACGUCAGAGUGCCAUAAAACCAAAGUCUUCAUCUGUUGUUUUCUCUGUCAGAACUGAAGCAUGAAGCGUUCAUCUUAAGAACAGAAAGAUGUUAAAGAUUGCCUUUUUUUUUCUUACCCUCGUUGUGUUUAUUUUAUUGUAUACAAAUGAGAUUUUGGUUUUGAUCUUUGGUUUUGGUUUUGGUUCUUGAGGCCAGUUUUCUCCAGUAAGUGCUGAUGUAUUUCUAUCUUCGUUCUAAACUCUUACAGCAACUCGAGAAGUUCAGCCUUCUACAGAAGCUGCUGAUCAUGUUUUCUGUCUCUGUUAUUCAGUCUGUCAUGUAUUCAUCAAUCACUGUGUGGCCUGGCUGGGACAGACAACUGGUCAAGACCAUGCAGUUUCUUUCCCCAGUACUCAGCUCUUCUGCUAGGAAACAAAAGUUUUAUCCUGUAACAUCAAACUUUUUUUUUUUUGCUUAAAAAAUGAUGGAAAAUAGUACAUGUACAUAUCAUUCUUUUAUCCUUAUUUUAUUUCCUCUAAAGCUUAUACAUUUAAAUACUUUGUCUGCAUACUGCGUGUGCUUGAGACCAAAGUCUGUUUCCUCAUUUUAGCACUAAAUCUUGGCCAGUAAAGUUGUUCUGAGUCUAAAUAAAUGUGUCAAAUCA
Messenger RNA from Xiphophorus hellerii (green swordtail), 1540 nucleotides. RefSeq names its product hepatitis A virus cellular receptor 1-like. Gene Ontology annotation, molecular function: phosphatidylserine binding. The record is from RefSeq and is a predicted model, not a curated record. NCBI's taxonomy places the organism in Eukaryota, Metazoa, Chordata, Actinopteri, Cyprinodontiformes, Poeciliidae. The transcript has 7 exons. Gene Ontology annotation, biological process: cytoskeletal rearrangement involved in phagocytosis, engulfment; apoptotic cell clearance. Bases 110 to 820 code for a protein of 236 amino acids.